GAAAGUACAAGUAUUAGGGAUCACACUAGACCACCCAAGCUACACAUGCACGCACACACGUUGUUCCUCCUGGCGGACCUCAAGACAAGGCCCAGGAGAUCAUAUUUGAUUGCUCAAGUUUAGUUCACUCCUGGUGGAUCUCAAGAAGAGGCACAGGAGCCCGUGUUAGGGAUCUACGCGUUACGGAUCCACACGGUUACGCAAGUUUACACAAGUUAUCUCAAUCAUUGCCUCCUGGCGGACCUCAAGACGAGGCACAGGAGUUCAUUUUUCACCACUCAAGUCGUCCUGUGCUGUUUCACCUAAAAAUUGUACCAAAUUGCCUUCAUCUUACCAGGCAAUACACUCGUUUUAUCCACAUUCCUUCAAUUGCCGGACAUCAAUAGACAGACAUCCAGAAGUCGUUCCAAGUUUUGCGUGUUUUGUUAACCGAUUUCGAGAUGGCUGCAAGUCCUGCCAUCACAGUGCCCAUGUUUUAUAUCGAAGCCCCAUUGAUGCCAGGUCACCGAAGCCCAGAAGCACCCCGGUUCAAGGGCAAAAUGAUUACCAAGUUUUUACGCGAGUUCGAGUUGUUGGCCGACAUUGCUUCCCUUACAGACGCAGGCAAGUGCGCCUACAUGAUCACCUAUUGCACCGAAAAGGAAGCCGAAUUUGUCCGGACCCUCCCCGGUUUCGAGACCCAGAACUGGCCCAUGCUCAAGUCAGAGCUAUUGUGCUACUACAGUGCCGAUGAAGAUGAGCCCGGAUAUCGAAUGGAGGAUCUACGAAAGUUUGUCAAGGAAGCCCGCAAGAUAAAAAGGGUAGACCAUCUUGCACGGUACCGGCGCGAGUUCCAUGUUAUUGCGAAGUGCCUACAGAAAAGGAAUGCCCUUACUGUCGUUGACCGCGAUGAUUUGUUUUACCGUGGAUUUCCGUCAAAGUUCAGACGGGAGCUCAAGUACGAACUCAGGGCACAAGGUCUUUGGUCAGACCUGACCCGACCACCGCACAUGAAUGAUGUUGUAGCAGUUGCACAGGAGCUGCUCCAAGGCGACAUAUACGAUGUUGAUUCCAGUGUGAAGUCCGAGCGACGCCCAUGUUCCAGAAAGGACGGUGAUGAUGAUCCAGUCAAUGACUUGGCGGACCAUGGAAGUGACAGCGCAAGCUUGUGCCAGAUGGCAGAUUCCACGGAUUUGGAGUUAGCGGCUGAACAACAUGAAGCCCAGGACCUAGAGAGCUCAGCUCCCCAUGAGGAAGCCUUGCCACUACAUCCCAGUUGCGGCAUCCCCGAGUCCAGGUUGUGUGGACAGUCCGAAGUCCCGGCAGUUUCCUUACUGGAGCGGGCGCCAGUUGGUGUUGAAGUUGAAGUCAGAAGCGCAGCGCUUCCAACUGAAUUGAGUCAUGUUUGCGCCGAACCGAUCGUUGUACCCACUGAUUACGAGUCUGGAUCAGGGUUCAGCACUAAGAACCUAGAAGCUAGCGAUUGUGACCAACUAGGGAGCCGUGUCGAAGUACCGGAGCUAGAAGCGAAAGAGCUUAGGCCUAUUGGCCUUGAACGCAUCUCAGAUCCACCAGUUUGCGAAGUCACCUUAGCUCCUCAGACCUCAGAUUGGGCUGAGACAGCUCAUACGUGCUCAGACAAAGCUAGAUUGCCUCAGACAAUGGAGGCAAUGGCAUGCGUUGACAAGAAUGAGCUGAAUGACUUAAGUGCGACGACUUUGAACUCACGACCUUUUGGCCCGCUCCCGAUCUUGGACCUUACUCAGGAUCUGGAAUGGCGACAAUCCGAUAUGACACUUGAAGCUGUCUUCCCACUGUCAGGGCACACACCCUGA
Molecule: messenger RNA, 1814 nt
Organism: Cantharellus anzutake
Lineage: Eukaryota; Fungi; Basidiomycota; Agaricomycetes; Cantharellales; Hydnaceae
Exons: 1
Coding region: 441-1814 (457 amino acids)
Source: RefSeq, a predicted model, not a curated record